Molecule: messenger RNA, 915 nt
Organism: Daldinia childiae
Lineage: Eukaryota; Fungi; Ascomycota; Sordariomycetes; Xylariales; Hypoxylaceae
Exons: 1
Coding region: 1-915 (304 amino acids)
Biological process (GO): maturation of SSU-rRNA from tricistronic rRNA transcript (SSU-rRNA, 5.8S rRNA, LSU-rRNA)
Cellular component (GO): nucleolus
Source: RefSeq, a predicted model, not a curated record
AUGGCUGCCGUACUCGGCAAACGCAAGUCGCGCGCGCAGAAAACCGAACCCUCGUUAUCCCAAGAAGAAGCUCAAGCUAUCUUCCGCCAGCAUUUUGAAGCCCAGUUUGCGCCGCUAGAUCCGUCACUUACCCCCUCAAAGCCGACACAUAUUGAUGAACCCGAAGAUCUGCGCUCCGACUCAGACGAUGCCUCUGAGGACUCUUGGGACGGUGUAUCCGACUCCGAGUCGGAGUUAGAAUUAGAUUCAGAUUCCACACCACAUAGCUCAUCGACAGUCGAGGUCGUUGAAGUAGUCACCCACACGAGCAAGCUCCCAGCGCUCUCCACCGAUCCGCUCUCUAAGCGCGAGAGCAAAGCAUACCUAUCCUCGCGUGUUCCUUCCUCGUCUCUAGACCCAAACGCAUCCUCUUCCACUCCGGCGACAAAGCACAAAAACGCCGCGGACGAAGAUGCUCCUUCGCUUAUAAAGAACGACCUGGCGCUACAACGUCUGUUAUCCGAAUCGCACCUCCUCUCCGGGUCGGGCCAGAACAACGGCAGCAUAGAGCAUGCGGGUCGCAACCGCCAUCUAGCCACAGACAUGCGGCUAGCCGCGCUUGGAUCCAAGUCGAGCAUCUUCAAACAGGCCAAGAUGCCCAUGUCGCAUCGGAAAGGUAUCGUAGCUGCCGUGACGACGCGCGAGACCAAGAGGCGCAAGGAGGCUCGCGAGAACGGCAUCAUCCUUGAGCGGCCUUCGAGUACGGCCGCAAAAGGGAAGCCCAGAGUUAGAAAGUUUGAGAAGGCCGUCGAUGCUCCCGCGGUGGGGAAGCUGAGGAACGGCAUGCUGAAACUGAGCCAGAAGGAUAUUGCUGAGAUCCAAGGAGUUGACAGGAGAUCUGGGGGUAGAAGUGGUGGGAAGAGGAGACGAAGGUGA